AUGGUUUGGCAAGCCGCUCAAGUUAAAGAAGGAGAGCCAGAUCAGCAUUUCAUGUGCGCAUACUCAGAUGAUGCAAAGACAUGGACGAAAGCGAUUCGAAUGCCAAUCGGGAAACAGCGCGGUGCAAUUCCUUGGGCUCCGGUUUUGAGAUUAUCGGGAGAGACUUUGACGUUGUUUUUUGCAGAGUCUUCUACGUGCAUGAAACCUGGUGGUGGCGUUGCCGCCAUCGACGGCGCAGAUAUUCCGAGAUGGGCACCUGGUGGCGAUAUUCGAUUUGCAACCACGCGCGAUGGCUUUCGUUGGUCAAAGCGUGUCGAGCUGUUAACGCAAUCCUACAACACGGGGAUUCCCAAGGUUAUCGCGAACCCGGCGAUACAGAUUAGUCAAGGCGACCAUAAAGGAACUCUUAUUUUACCGUACUGGGAGGAAGUUCCGAGAAUGUCGACGAAACGCGAAGGAUGUCCGAGUCCAGAUGCGACGCCGUCUGCGGGCGCGCUCAUUUCAAAAGACAACGGUAGAACUUGGAAGCCUUCGGAGUCGUCCCUCACCGAUUCAGAGACGUGGUUGAUUGAAGGAACGAUGGCUGAAUUAUCGAACUCGAGCGUGUUGCAUUUAUUUAGGACAUCGGUUGGUGAAAUAUAUAAAAGUUUGAGUCACGAUGGCGGUAGAACGUGGACGAAAGCGUCCUCGACCGGUUUACCAAAUCCAAACUCGAAGAUUCAUCUUUUGAGAUUAGCAGACGGAAGAUUAGCUUUAGCGUAUAACCACGAUAGAAAGUACCGAGCGAAUUUAUACGUGGCGAUAUCAGAGGAUGACGGGGAAAAUUGGCAUUUAGCAGCCAUCGUAGAAAAAGGUAGCGAAAGUUCUAUGUAUGCGUACCCGACGAUGGUUGAAGACGAGUGCAAACUCUACGUCGCGUAUUCAAUUAUGACUCGGAGAGAUUGGAAGGAGAUUCAAGAGAGAACCGCGCAUGAGCCAAACGGCGGUGGCAUAUACGUCGCGGAAAUAGAUCUCGUGAGUGGAAUAUUAAGAGGUGAGGAGGCUAUACUCUUAAAUCCAGCGCCUGAAAAUAUCGAAGUAGUAGAAGAAGAGAUGGGCCUUAGUAAUGGCAGUGCCAUUGCGCUCUAA
Messenger RNA from Bathycoccus prasinos, 1128 nucleotides. RefSeq names its product BNR/Asp-box repeat family protein. Bases 1 to 1128 code for a protein of 375 amino acids. The record is from RefSeq and is a predicted model, not a curated record. Lineage: Eukaryota; Viridiplantae; Chlorophyta; Mamiellophyceae; Mamiellales; Bathycoccaceae. The transcript has a single exon.